CGGCAUCGCUCCUCACCUUUUAUUGCUUUGGAUGCUCCCUGCGCUCCCUCCCUACCGCUGCCGAGACCAUCUCCGGAGCACGAGAAAAAGUGCCAGCCGAGGGAGUGCAUAGCAACAGGGUUCUGGGAUGAAGAAGAUUCGGCAGCAGCAUCUCCACAAGCCUGUAACGCCAGACCUCUUGGUGAGCCCGAGCAGUCAGGACGGGGACCUGGGCUCAGCUUACCCGGAAGACAGAGGGAACUGGACAGGGCGGCUGGAUUUCCUCCUCUCCUGCAUCGGGUACUGCGUGGGCCUUGGAAACGUCUGGAGGUUCCCGUACAGGGCUUACACCAAUGGAGGAGGAGCUUUCCUGGUUCCUUAUUUCAUCAUGCUGGCCAUCUGUGGGAUCCCCAUCUUCUUCAUGGAGUUGUCACUUGGGCAAUUCUCCAGCCUGGGGCCACUUGCUGUCUGGAAGAUAAGCCCACUCUUUAAAGGUGUUGGCAUGGGCACGAUCCUCAUCGUCUCCCUGGUGGCCAUUUACUACAAUAUGAUCAUUGCUUACGUUCUCUUCUACCUCUUUGCAUCCCUAACAAGUGACUUGCCCUGGCAGCAUUGCGGCAACUGGUGGAACACCAACCUGUGCUUGGACCACCACGUCAUCAAGGCAGGAAACGCCACCUUCCCUGUCAACAUCUCCAACACUGUCAGCCCCAGCGAGGAGUACUGGAGUCGGUAUGUUCUGCACAUCCAAGGGAGCUCUGGGAUCGGGGAUCCCGGGAGGAUCCGCUGGAACCUGUGUCUAUGCCUGCUUCUCUCCUGGACUAUCGUGUAUCUGUGCAUACUAAAGGGAGUCAAAUCCUCUGGCAAGGUUGUGUACUUCACUGCCACCUUCCCUUACCUCAUCUUGGUGAUGCUGCUUAUCCGUGGCGUAACACUGGAGGGGGCCUGGAAGGGCAUCAGGUUUUACCUCACGCCUCAGUUUGAUCACUUGCUGUCUUCCAAGGUGUGGAUCGAGGCAGCCCUGCAGAUUUUCUACUCCCUUGGGGUAGGCUUUGGGGGCCUCCUCACUUUCGCCUCGUACAACACUUUUCAUCAGAAUAUCUACAGGGACACCUUCAUAGUGACCCUGGGCAAUGCCAUCACCAGCAUCCUGGCAGGGUUUGCCAUCUUCUCUGUUUUGGGAUACAUGUCCCAGGAGCUCGGGGUCCCUGUGAACCAAGUGGCAAAAGCAGGUCCUGGCCUGGCUUUUGUGGUGUACCCCCAGGCCAUGACAAUGCUUCCCCUUUCUCCAUUCUGGUCCUUCCUGUUCUUCUUCAUGCUGUUAACCUUGGGCCUGGACAGCCAGGUAAGGACAGAGUCCACCAAGCCAGCCACAGUGCCCAGGCAGCCCAGGGGGCUCAGGAACCCUCUUUUCCCUUGUGUGCAGUUUGCCUUUAUGGAGACCAUCGUUACAGCAGUGACAGAUGAAUUUCCCUACUACCUGCGGCCAAAGAAAGCUUUUUUCUCGGCUGCCAUCUGCAUCGCCCUCUUCCUGAUGGGGCUCAUCCUUACGACGGAGGGUGGGAUGUACUGGCUGGUCCUACUGGAUGAUUACAGUGCUGGCUUUGGUCUCAUGGUGGUGGUGAUCACUACCUGCCUCGUGGUGACACGUGUCUAUGGCAUGAAGAGGUUCUGCCGAGAUAUUCACAUGAUGCUGGGCUUCAAACCAGGGCCCUACUUCAGAGCCUGCUGGUUGAUCCUGUCCCCAGCAACAAUGAUGGCCCUGCUGGUCUACAACAUCGUGAAGUACCAGCCCUCCGAGUAUGGCAGCUACCGCUUCCCUGCCUGGGCUGAGGUCUUGGGCAUCCUCAUGGGACUCUUCUCCUGCCUGAUGAUUCCCGCUGGCAUGGUGGUGGCUGUGCUCCGAGAAGAAGGGACACUGUGGGAGCGGAUCCAGCAAGCCAGUCGGCCUGCCAUGGACUGGGGCCCGUCACUGGAGGAGAACAGGACUGGCAUGUACGUGGCAACCCUCGCCGGCAGCCAGUCACCCAAGCCGCUGAUGGUCCACAUGAGGAAAUAUGGAGGCAUCACCAGCUACGAGAACACGGCCAUCGAGGUGGACCGGGAGAUGGAGGAGGAGGAGGAGGAGUCCAUGAUGUAAGGGGCCCUGGUGCCCCAUGGGUUGCGGGGGGGGGGGGGGGAGGUCACCCCAAAACUUGCACAGGUCACACUUGGGCACUUCAGGCUGGCCUGGGGGCCAUGCAGGGGGCAGUCAUGAGCUGCAGACCCUACUGGCCUCCUUGCCACCACCCUGGCCUCACCAGGAGAGGGCUGCUGCUGGGUCUGCUAUCCUCGAGGUGUUUCUGUUCAGUGUGGCAAGCUGCGUGAUGAAUCUGUGCAUUUGUGUGAUGGUGUCUGGUACAAGUGUCUGAUUACACCCAUUCCACCCUCGGCCUCAGCCCAUGUGCUGCAAGCAGGUGGGAGAGGACCACGUGCUGCCCUCCCUUUGCAUGGAUGCUUGGGGUUGCACGAGGCAGGGAGGAUGAGGCUGUCUGUUCUCUGCUAAUGCAUAUUUAACUCCAAUAAUCCACAAACACAUGUGAGAAAGGACUGUGUUAACAUCCUCUGUGCUCCAAGGAGAGUGUGCGUCAGAGCACUCCGCUUACACGGAGGUUCUUCAGCAAAACAAGGUCAGGUCAGUGUCCCAGGAAUGAAAUC
Molecule: messenger RNA, 2676 nt
Organism: Dromaius novaehollandiae (emu)
Lineage: Eukaryota; Metazoa; Chordata; Aves; Casuariiformes; Dromaiidae
Gene: SLC6A7
Product: solute carrier family 6 member 7
Exons: 13
Coding region: 128-2119 (663 amino acids)
Biological process (GO): sodium ion transmembrane transport
Cellular component (GO): plasma membrane
Molecular function (GO): L-proline transmembrane transporter activity
Source: RefSeq, a predicted model, not a curated record